Sinocyclocheilus rhinocerous is the source of this 2517-nucleotide messenger RNA. Its product is annotated as ranBP-type and C3HC4-type zinc finger-containing protein 1-like. The record is from RefSeq and is a predicted model, not a curated record. Gene Ontology annotation, cellular component: LUBAC complex. The transcript has 8 exons. Bases 414 to 1379 code for a protein of 321 amino acids. NCBI's taxonomy places the organism in Eukaryota, Metazoa, Chordata, Actinopteri, Cypriniformes, Cyprinidae. Gene Ontology annotation, molecular function: ubiquitin-protein transferase activity; ubiquitin binding. Gene Ontology annotation, biological process: proteasome-mediated ubiquitin-dependent protein catabolic process; positive regulation of canonical NF-kappaB signal transduction; protein linear polyubiquitination.
CUCUCACACACACACACACUCACUCACUCAUUCACACACUCAUUCACACUAACACACACGCAUGCAGGCUCACUAUUCUUCCUUUCAUACCAUCACAUCAGUUCUGUCUGUUUAUCUGUCAGUCUGUGUAAACACUGUUUACCCUCCUAUAGUCUAGUCUUGUGUAGCUAAAUAUAAAGUUCUGUAAACAUCUUUAUUAGGUUGUUACAAAAAAUAUAUUCCUACAUUCUCAGAAAAAGUGGUUCAGAAGCGGUCACUGGGGUUGUAUCCUUUCAAAAGAUACUAAUGCACUGUUAAGGUACUCGUAUGCAAGUAUAGUGAGCGGUGUGUUAUGAGCUGUUCUCUCUCAGUCUCUGGCAGAGUUUGAUCUGCGCUCAGUGACGUAUGAGAUCAAAUCAGCUCGAUGUCACGAAAUGCGUCUCAUCAAGCCGCCCCACGACUGCCUCACGUUCACCUUCCGCAGCGAGCAGGAGGCGCAGGAGUGGGCCACCGUCAUGAUGUCAUCGCUCAGAGAGUCGCACAGAGUUGCCAACAUUUCUCAUCCUUCAAAUGAUGGAGAGCAGAAUAUGAAUUGUGGAGAGAAUAACUCUGUCUUGUCGCUGUCUAUGAAAGAGGAGCUGUGUCUAGAGCUUUCUCGAGCGAUCGAGGCUGGAGAUACUCAUGCUGCUGUGCACUACGCCACAGAUCUGGCCAAGCAGCAGAUCACACUGAGUAUCCAACCAGCGCUGCGGGACACAGACGACACGGAGAUCAGCUUAGCUGUGGUUGUAGAAGAUGCGUCGUCUUCCUGCUGUGUCACAGUGAAAGUCCACCCUCACGUGACCGUCGCUUCUCUGAAGCAGCAGAUGUUUGUUGAGUAUGGUUUCCACCCCAGCGUGCAGCGCUGGGUCAUUGCUCAGUGUCUGUGCUCUGACGGCCGCUCUCUAGCGUCGUAUGGCAUCUACAGGGACGGCGACACUGCGUUUCUCUAUCUCUUGUCUGCUCGUCACGCCUGCCUCAGUCGCCAGCAGCAGGAGAACGGUGUGUCGAUGCCGACUGCAGCAGCGCCGCCGAACGCCUCGCUCGGCCCCACACCGGCCCCCAGCGGCCCCGGCAGCCACGACUGGAGAGGCUACAGCACCUUACCUUCCCGCCUUAGCCACAGCAGCACAGGCAGCAGUGGGUGUGGCCCAGAGAAACCCUGCGUCAGUGACAUCAUUAACCUCGAGAUGUUGCAACUUGGAUCCAAACUGAAAUCAAGUAACACGCAGUCAGGCUGGUCCUGUCCAUCCUGUACGUUCAUAAAUAAGUCUACGAGACCCGGCUGUGAAAUCUGCAGCACAGAUCGACCCGAUCACAGCAGCGUUCAACAGGAAAAAGCUAGAAGAUCUAACCAGUGAAAGUGUGCUGUAAACACACACAAAUAGAGACAAAACCCCUAAAAUAAUCUGUCACACAUUCACAUUCGAACGACGCGUGAGGACCUACAAUGCGAGUAAGAGUUGGCCUGCAGCGUAUUUAACCGGUGGGUUAAUCUCUAUUAGUUUACAGUAACUAGUAACUGACUUGUGCUUGGUUUCCCUUAAAGGAGUCGUGACAUGGAUUUGCUUUUGAGCUUGAUUAAACGCUUUGUUUUUAAUGAGGAUUAAGCUGUGAAACUUGCAGGAUGUUUUAAAGGUACAAAGACCUCUUAUAUGUCAAAAGAUCGAGGAACAUUAUAUUUCUCAUGCCGUGACGCCUUUAAUGGAGUGAUAUAACUGUUGAACAGUAUUAGGCACCAGAAGUUAUUCAGGUUCAUUGAGAUAAUAAAAAACAAAGCAGAAACUGUGUCAUGCGUGGCGUUAGAUGGUACGAACUCAAGUCUAUUUAGGACAAAUUGCAAGUUGUGCUUUAAAUAAGACAUUAUAAGAAUCCUUUAGCUUUGGUUGUAGAUUCAGAUGUGUAAUCUGAAGAGGAACGCUACAGUGGCAAAAUUCAACGUUAAUUAAAAAUACAGCAUUUCAAGCUUUAUUUUAAUGCACUUGUUGGAAAGGAGACGAUGCACAAGUUAGAAUUUCUAGAUUUCAGUCCAUUUGCAGACGUGACGCUUCUUUUGCUGUUUAUUCACAAGCUCAUACUGUAAUUUCUGCUCGUGCAACUGUUUAGGAAUAUUCUUCCCUCACUUCACGGUGUGUAAAUCAGUGUUCAUGUCCACUAGAACUAGAACAGGUUAAUUUAUGUUCAUUAAGCUCUAUUUUAGGGGCUUAUGUUUUAAAUGUCAUUAUGUGACGAGGCCAGUACAUAAUGAGAAGAACAACUGAAUGGAACUUGCAUAAAUGCAUGUUAUGUCAAAUUUAUGGUCUAAUUAUUCCUUAUCAAAUCGACUGGGAAUUCUCAUUGAAGACUUUGUUCAUAUUUGGAACAAACUACAUUCAGAUACAGGGUUAUGUUAUUUUUUUUACAUAGUGUUAUUUAAUGAACAGUUGCUUUGAACUGAAUUAUAAUUGCAUUGAAUAUGUGUGUAUUGUAAAUGAUUGUGUUUAAAGUCUACCUGCAUUU